Aspergillus melleus is the source of this 945-nucleotide messenger RNA. RefSeq lists its product as uncharacterized. The transcript has a single exon. Bases 1 to 945 code for a protein of 314 amino acids. The record is from RefSeq and is a predicted model, not a curated record. NCBI's taxonomy places the organism in Eukaryota, Fungi, Ascomycota, Eurotiomycetes, Eurotiales, Aspergillaceae.
AUGCUGACCGACCGUAGGAAACACGAGAAGACCCACUCGCGUCCGUACAAAUGUGCCGAACCCACCUGCAAAUACCACGAACUGGGCUUCCCGACCGAGAAGGAGACCGAGCGCCACUACAACGACAAGCACUGCAACACUCCCAUGAUGUACAAGUGCUUGUUUCCGUCCUGCUCCUACCAGUCCAAGCGACAGAGCAACUGCAAGCAGCACAUGGAGAAGACCCACAAGUGGACGUAUGUUCGAUCCAAGAACAAUGGUCGCAUUACCAAGCGUACCACUCCCCAGCGAGGAUCCUCUCGGGCUUCGUCGCAGGGCCACGAGAUUUCCACCCCGGCGGUCAAGCAGGUGCCUGAGCUCUCUACUCCCACCAGCGGUACCAGCUCCUCGCCCGAGCAGAUGGCCGCGUACCCACAGCACAUGUCCUUCUCGUUCGCAGAUCCCUCCAUGGCCGCGAAGACCGAGGAUUUCCAACUCUUUUCGAAUGGCAGUUCCCUUGGAGGAGCAUCCCCUCCGUGUGAGUUCAACGACUACAGGACGCUGCCGUCUGCCUCAACCAGCUACGACAUGGGCCAGGCUCAGAUGAACGGCGUUGCGACUCCCAACUCUGGGUCGGCAGAGUUCCUCACGCCCGCCACAGGAACCACCCACUCCCCGUACGAGCCUGUCAGCGCAUAUCCUGAGAACUCGAUGUUCGCCUUUGCCGAUCCCUUCGCCCAGGCCAAGCCUGACGAUAGUCUCUUGUUUAUGAACGGCGGAGCAUUUGGCGGUGAACUUCCGAGUAUGUUUGAGGACCCGUUGGCUUGUUUCCCGGACCCUGCCACUUACGAGCCUGCAACCAUGGACUUCGAGGGUCUCCCGUCGCAACUGGAGCCGGAUUCGAAUGUCAUGUACAACAUGGAUCCGUGGGAAGAUUUCUUUAACCGGACUGACCACACCAUGUAA